Messenger RNA from Lates calcarifer (barramundi perch), 2699 nucleotides. RefSeq names its product carnitine deficiency-associated gene expressed in ventricle 3 (gene cdv3). Lineage: Eukaryota; Metazoa; Chordata; Actinopteri; Centropomidae. Gene Ontology annotation, cellular component: cytoplasm. The transcript has 5 exons. Bases 249 to 935 code for a protein of 228 amino acids. The record is from RefSeq and is a predicted model, not a curated record.
GUAUUUCCGGGUAACGGUACAGAUUUGUCAAAUAGUCCGUGCAUGGCAUGGUUGACAGGAUACCUAACGAUUCGGCAACAGAACCAGGGUGGACAUUUUUAUCAGCCUGGAACAGAAGUUAAACUGCCAGAUUAAGGAGUAACACCGUGUCCUCUGACCAUUUGACCAACUGUCCUCACUCUGCGAGAGCGCAGUUUUCACAUUUGUCAUUGCUCGGUUAGCUAACUAUUUUACGUUGGUCUUUGAAAAUGGCGGAUGUACCGACGGAGAAGAGCCUGGACGAUUUCUUUGCCAAGCGGGAUAAAAAGAAGAAGAAAGAAAAGGGAAAGGGUAAGGAGUCUGCCGUCGGGCCCACGUCGACUGCAGUGAAAAAGACUAAGAAGGAGAAGGAAAAAUCGGCAAAAAAUGAGAACCAAGACGCACAGAUUGAGAAGGAGGACGAGGAGUGGAAAGAGUUUGAGCAGAAAGAAGUGGAUUACAGCGGGCUUCGGCUGCAAGCUUUACAAAUAAGUGAUGAGAAAGAGGAAGAGGAGUACGAGAAGGAGGAGGUUGGUGAGGAUGGAGAGAUCAUUCUAGUCAGUGGAGACAAAGUGUCGGGGCCCUGGAACAAAUCUGGAGCUGCUCCCCCUCCUGCUGCACCUGUGGAGGAUGUAGAGGUGCCUGAGGCAAAGCCUGCUGGUGUAUAUCGCCCUCCAGGGGCUCGGCUGUCCACUAACAGACGAGGUCCCAGCCAGGGCCCUCCUGAGAUUUUCAGUGAUGCACAGUUCCCCUCUCUGCUGGCCACUGCUAAGCAUGUGGAGACACGCAAGGACAGAGAGAUGGAGAAGACCUUUGAGGUUGUGAAACACAGGAACCGUGGUAGAGAGGAGACCGGUGGUGCAUCCAUGCAGCACUUGCAGCUUGACAACCAGUACGCCAUCCUGGGGGAUAAGUAAAGCCGCUCCCCCUCCGUCCCCUGGCCCCUCCAGCGCGGUCCUGCCCAGCCCCCUGAAGGAAGCUGAACUCCAGCUGUGUGGACUGCAGUCCUGACAGAGCUCACGCUGCCACCACCAUCACCACACUGGUUACUCACACAAACACACAGCCUUGUAUACACACACACACACACACACACACACCACACACACACACACACACACACUCACUCACUCACUCACUCACUCACUCAUAUGCAACAUUAUCACUGCAGCACAUGCACAUACAGUGACACUCCCUUAAAAAAUAUCGAUAACACACUUUACAUACAAUUGGUUGGCAAACCUGAAGGACUGCAUCUGAAGGGGCUGUUGAAAGAGGGAAUAAUUGAAGCGGAAUUAGCAAAAUACACCCAAACGUACAACACUGCAGCAACAAAAGACAACAUAGUUGUCCUUUGUGGAUUGUAAUCAGAGCAGCAGUUGUAUGGCGCAACUUCUCUCUGGACUUCAACUUGGUUUGAUAAAGCCACAGAGGAUUGAAGAAGACUUUAGGCAAGAUGAUUUUACAAACUUCUGUGAAAAUAUCUAUUUUUUUGCAAGAUCGCUAUAACCCAAUCGCACAUGGUUAUUUUGGGGUGUGUUUUUGAGUUGUGGUUGGGGCUUCGGAAUUGGGGAAACUACCUCAGCAGCAUAGCUGGUGGUGACCAUGUGGACUGAGCUUUUUUUUCCGCUGUGGUGGUGAACUGGGGCAAACACCGGCCCCCAUACACCCCCCACCCCUCCUCCUCCUCCUCUUCUUCCACAUACAAGCUGGCCAUCAGGCUCUUUGAUUUAGAAACUUGAAGCUUUGCUUUUUUCCUUCACGAUGAUGACGAUGAUGAUGAUGACACUGCGAAGAUCUAUGGACAAGAAGUGAUAGGUUGUGGUCCUCAUUUAGAAUUUCUAUAUAAAGUGGCCUUACUGAUAGAGAGAAACUGCUUUGUCAUCUGAAGAGAACUUUGCUUGUUAUCUCACGGGCUCUUGCCUGCCUUUGGAUCUCACCACUUUGUGAAAAAAAAAAAACAUAUACAAAAGAAAAAAUCCUUCUGUUCGAGAAUGUAGUGCUGUUGUAGUUUGCGUGAUGAUUACAACUACUAACUGUCUAUCAUAUCCACUUUUCAGUUUUUCUGCCCUUCCUGUUUUUUGGUCUCUUCUAGACAUCAGCUAAAGCGCAAUUAAAGCUCGUUUCUAAUCCCAAACCAUUCUUUUGGUAACAAAUGCUUUACUGUGGUUUGUCUGCAUUUGUCACAAAUGUUACAAUGCCAACAAAAUGAUGGAAAACCACUUUAAAUGCAUAAUUUGAAGUUGCCCAUAUUGUCGCUCUGUGGUACAUUUCAACUCCAGUUUUAAGACCGAUCUUUUUUUAUCAAGGCUUUUCCUCCUCUAUUAUCAUACUGUCUCAGCCUUCAUUGCAGCCGUUUAGAACAGGUAGUUUGUGCAUAACUUCAUUUUCCAGAGAGUUACAGUGACUGCUGGUCUGUAAAUACAAACUGUCACCAAACCAACAGAGUACUAUCCACUUCCAAAUCAGUGGUACGCCCAGUUAAAAUCAAAUGGGUUUUUACUACAAGCAUAGUUAUGUUUAGAAAGGUGAAGAACUGGAUUUAUGUUCUGUGUUUCUGUCCUUUCCAUAAAAGAUGUCAGGGAGUGUUGAUUCCUGCUGGGACACUUUGCGUGGACAUAGAUAAUAUUUGUGAUGAAAAGAGAAGAGCCUAACACAGAAAAUAAAGUGAUCCUUGUGAA